AUGGUUUCUUUUUUACUUGCCCAGUUGUGCUUUGCAGCAGCUCUCGUCAACGCGUCUCCCUCUCACCAGUCAAAGCCAUAUUUCAACUGGGACGAUACUAACUUUAUUUUGGCAUUCGGUGACAGCUAUACCUACGUCCAAGGUACAUCCGGCCGACAAAAUUACUCAUUCAUCGGAGAUCUUCAAAACUACUCUUUCACGCCCGAGAAAUUGCUCAGUGACGAGAUAGUUCAGAACCAAAUUGGCACUUCAGCAGGUGGACCGAAUUGGGUUGAGUAUCUGACAGGCUGCUUCUCCGGACUACCCUCACGAUGCAAGAAGCAACUUUGGAACUUUGCCUUUGCUGGGUCAGAUGUAUCGACUAAGUAUACCCCACUCCACCACAACUACAGCGUCUCCUUCACCAACCAGAUCGCCCAAUGGAACACCUACGCGCGUCCCAUACUCCCUGUGACGCUCUCCAAAUCCAUCGUCGCAGUCUUCAUUGGCAUAAACGACAUAAGCGAUUCAAGCAAAUACACAUUCCCCCGAGCUAACGCCAGCGACUUCCCCUCCUUCUACAACCAGAUAAUCAACACCGAGUUCGAGGCCCUGGACACAGUCUACCAAGCCGGAUAUCGCAAUUUCCUGUUCAUGAAUUUACCACCGCUGGAAAGAACUCCAGGAAAUGUCAAACCCGGUAUAACACCCCUCCCAAACAGCACUAUGCUCCAAACCUACAAUACCCUCCUCUCCACCGCCACCUCUACAUUCGCCACCACGCACCCCGGCACAAAAUCCAUGCUCUUCGACACCUACUCCUUCCUCACCUCCAUCCUAGACAACCCGGCCCCCUACGGCAUCACAAACACUACAUCCUUCUGCCCGCGCUACGACGCGCCCGAUAUCGAGACCAAUUAUGCCGCGUACGGAUGCGUGCCGCUUGAACAGUAUUUUUGGUAUAAUAGUGGACAUAUCACGUGGAGAGUGCAUGGGUUUCUUGCCGGGGCCGUGAGGGGGUUCUUGGAGAGCGAGGGGUAUUGA
This is a messenger RNA of Lachnellula hyalina, 1023 nucleotides long. Its product is annotated as Acetylesterase. Gene Ontology annotation, molecular function: hydrolase activity, acting on ester bonds. The transcript is spliced from 5 exons. Lineage: Eukaryota; Fungi; Ascomycota; Leotiomycetes; Helotiales; Lachnaceae. The record is from RefSeq and is a predicted model, not a curated record. The coding region runs from base 1 to 1023 and encodes 340 amino acids.